GACGGCCCAUAACUUUGGCCCAAUUUGGAAUUGGGCUUCAGGGGUUAAUUAUGAUGGAAAGGAAAGUAUAGGGGUUUUUAUCGGGAAGGUAAAAAAACUGUGCCCAAUACAAACUUGGGUGCUCAACUAACUCAUUUUCUCCGCUUCAUUUUUCCCGGAAAAGAGAAAAAAAAAAAACAAGAGAGACUGCUGUUUCAGUGCUGAUGCACUUCAUAGGUUACUCGGAGGCUGCCAAGGAUCCGGAAAUGCAGGGUAUGAGUUCAAACUCUGGAACGAGAAAAUCAAAUACUCUGAACCAAAACAUGGUUGCUUCAAGACCGAAGAAGCGCAAAGAUUCAACAUUUUUACAAUCACCAUGGCACAAAGUCUAUCUGCAAGCUUCAAAGUUAUGUCAUAGCAUCAGUGUGUCAGAACAAGAGUGGGCCCUUGCGACAAAUACACUCUGUGAGAAGAUCAAUCCACAUGAGGCUAUACCUCCUUCAAAGAAGAGGCUUGUUUUAUCCACAACUCUUAUGCAACAACUUCUCAAACCAGCACCAACGUGUGUUUUCUCGGACAUCAACGCAUCUUUCAACUACGAGAUCAUUCUUUACUUGGAGUCUAGAAUCACCCUCGCUGAUGCAUGUUCUCUCCCAUGCCACUUGGAUUUUGAUAAUAUCACAAAUUUAUCACAUUUUCUUAUGUUUUUGCUCCCUUCCCUUACUUCGAAUAGGUCUAGUGAUCAAGAAAAAGGAUAUUCUACACUAGCCAAAUCUUUCGUGGAGAAAGUGCAAAAGCUUGAAAGUGACUUCCAAAGCUUGGAGAGGACCACAUCGAUACUAGACAUCAUCUUAGAAAUCCAAGAUAUUGAAAGAUUAUCUGUGAUUAACCGUCUCGCCAAGUUUCAUAGCCGUGCAAAGACCAUUACAAGAUCAGUUCCCCAGAGAUACGUUGAAUUACAAAAGCCAGGGGAACUACCUGAGCCACUAGGCCCACUACAAUGUCUUGCUCUGUGAUCAUCAGGUAGGUUUUCA
This is a messenger RNA of Raphanus sativus (radish), 1013 nucleotides long. RefSeq lists its product as uncharacterized. The transcript is spliced from 6 exons. Lineage: Eukaryota; Viridiplantae; Streptophyta; Magnoliopsida; Brassicales; Brassicaceae. The record is from RefSeq and is a predicted model, not a curated record. Bases 204 to 995 code for a protein of 263 amino acids.